Trachymyrmex septentrionalis is the source of this 2358-nucleotide messenger RNA. RefSeq names its product polyubiquitin-A (gene Ubi-p63E). Gene Ontology annotation, cellular component: cytoplasm; nucleus. The transcript is spliced from 2 exons. Gene Ontology annotation, molecular function: protein tag activity; ubiquitin protein ligase binding. Gene Ontology annotation, biological process: modification-dependent protein catabolic process; protein ubiquitination. The record is from RefSeq and is a predicted model, not a curated record. Lineage: Eukaryota; Metazoa; Arthropoda; Insecta; Hymenoptera; Formicidae. The coding region runs from base 233 to 2293 and encodes 686 amino acids.
GGCGUUUUUUUAUCGGUAUAUUUCGAAAUCUAAUCGAAAAGUCGUUUUGUAUCUGCAUCAGCGUGAGAGGCAUGUAGGAAAUGAGCAUGUAGGAAAAAGCUGUAGAAUUAAUCCUAUAUUUGUCAUUACGUUUUCUCGGAGUAACAUGGCGUCAUACGCUUGGUAACGAGCAAUGACGAGCAACUAAAACGAAUCAAAAUGGCGGGUCUUAAUUUUACUGCGUCAUAGCACCAUGCAGAUUUUUGUGAAGACAUUGACUGGGAAGACCAUAACUCUUGAAGUUGAGGCUUCUGACACUAUCGAGAAUGUAAAAGCAAAGAUCCAGGAUAAGGAAGGCAUUCCACCUGAUCAGCAGCGUUUGAUCUUUGCUGGAAAGCAGCUGGAAGAUGGACGUACCUUGUCUGAUUACAAUAUUCAGAAGGAAUCUACUCUUCAUUUGGUCCUCAGAUUGCGUGGUGGAAUGCAGAUUUUCGUCAAAACCCUGACAGGAAAGACCAUCACAUUGGAAGUUGAGGCGUCGGACACGAUCGAGAAUGUCAAAGCUAAAAUUCAAGACAAAGAAGGAAUCCCCCCGGAUCAGCAGAGAUUGAUCUUCGCUGGAAAGCAACUUGAAGAUGGUCGCACACUUUCUGACUACAACAUUCAGAAAGAAUCCACAUUGCAUCUGGUCCUUCGUCUACGUGGUGGAAUGCAAAUUUUCGUCAAAACCCUGACAGGAAAGACCAUCACAUUGGAAGUUGAGGCGUCCGACACGAUCGAGAAUGUCAAGGCCAAAAUUCAAGACAAAGAAGGAAUUCCCCCGGAUCAGCAGAGAUUGAUCUUCGCUGGAAAACAACUUGAAGAUGGUCGCACACUUUCUGACUACAAUAUUCAGAAAGAAUCCACAUUGCAUUUGGUUCUCCGUUUACGUGGUGGUAUGCAAAUUUUCGUCAAGACAUUGACAGGAAAGACAAUCACGCUGGAAGUUGAGGCGUCAGACACUAUCGAGAAUGUUAAAGCCAAAAUUCAAGACAAGGAAGGAAUCCCACCGGAUCAGCAGAGAUUGAUCUUCGCCGGAAAACAGCUCGAAGAUGGCCGCACACUUUCUGACUACAAUAUUCAGAAAGAAUCCACGUUGCAUUUGGUUCUCCGUUUACGUGGUGGUAUGCAAAUUUUUGUCAAAACAUUAACAGGAAAGACCAUCACGCUGGAAGUUGAGGCGUCAGACACGAUCGAAAAUGUCAAGGCCAAAAUUCAAGACAAAGAAGGAAUUCCCCCGGAUCAGCAGAGAUUGAUCUUCGCUGGAAAACAACUUGAAGAUGGUCGCACACUUUCUGACUACAAUAUUCAAAAGGAAUCUACCUUACAUUUGGUUCUUCGUCUACGUGGUGGUAUGCAAAUUUUCGUCAAAACAUUAACAGGAAAGACCAUCACGUUGGAAGUUGAGGCGUCAGACACUAUCGAGAAUGUUAAAGCCAAAAUUCAAGACAAGGAAGGAAUCCCACCGGAUCAGCAGAGAUUGAUCUUCGCCGGAAAACAGCUCGAAGAUGGCCGCACACUUUCUGACUACAACAUUCAAAAAGAAUCCACGUUGCAUUUGGUUUUGAGGCUUCGCGGCGGUAUGCAAAUUUUUGUCAAAACGCUUACCGGUAAAACAAUUACUCUGGAAGUCGAAGCGUCGGACACGAUCGAGAAUGUCAAAGCCAAAAUUCAAGACAAGGAAGGAAUCCCUCCGGACCAGCAGAGGUUAAUCUUCGCCGGGAAACAACUUGAAGACGGUCGCACACUUUCUGACUAUAAUAUUCAAAAGGAAUCUACCUUGCAUUUGGUUCUCCGUUUACGUGGUGGUAUGCAAAUUUUCGUCAAGACAUUGACAGGAAAGACCAUCACGUUGGAAGUUGAGGCGUCGGACACGAUCGAGAAUGUUAAAGCCAAAAUUCAGGACAAGGAAGGAAUACCUCCAGAUCAGCAGAGGUUGAUCUUCGCCGGAAAACAACUUGAAGAUGGUCGUACACUUUCUGAUUACAAUAUUCAGAAGGAAUCCACAUUGCAUUUGGUUUUGAGGCUUCGCGGCGGUAUGCAGAUUUUUGUCAAAACUCUCACUGGUAAAACUAUUACGCUGGAGGUCGAGGCUUCAGACACGAUCGAAAAUGUAAAGGCGAAAAUUCAAGAUAAAGAAGGCAUUCCUCCCGAUCAACAAAGACUGAUUUUCGCGGGCAAGCAGCUAGAAGAUGGACGGACUUUAUCCGACUAUAAUAUUCAGAAAGAGUCUACACUUCAUCUUGUACUUCGACUUAGAGGUGGAGAUGUCUGAUUCCAUUGUGAUCUCUACUAAAGCGUCGCAUUGUAUUGAAAUCAUUUAAUAUAUUAUAAAUUUUA